This is a messenger RNA of Anneissia japonica, 2213 nucleotides long. Its product is annotated as protein CASC1-like. Lineage: Eukaryota; Metazoa; Echinodermata; Crinoidea; Comatulida; Comatulidae. Gene Ontology annotation, molecular function: microtubule binding; beta-tubulin binding. Gene Ontology annotation, cellular component: axoneme. The record is from RefSeq and is a predicted model, not a curated record.
AGUGCUUCUGAGAUGGCUGACACAGAGACUGGCAACCUGCAAGUUGUUCACUCUAGCCCAGAGAUCACAUUGAUGAUGUGGGGAAACCUAACUAAAAACCCAAGAUUUAAGACUUUUAACUUUGAGGAUAAAAAACAAGGAUUUGAACUACCGAAGCAGCUUGCCCUAUCGGACAUUGCCAUACGGAUGAUUAAGACAAAGUUUGAUCACUACUCGCAUCAUUGCAAGACAUACAAACUCAAGAAGAAACCCUCAGCGUUGAUUGAAGAGGUGGAUGUUGAACCAAAGACAGAAGAUGAGACAGAGGGGGAAAUUACUGAUCUAGAUGCACAGAAUAAUUCUGAAGAGACUGGAGACAGGGAAAAAAUAGAGAAUGAAGAAUCUACAGAAGAUGAAGAAAAGAAAGAUAAUGCAGAAAAACAAGAAGAGGAGACCAAGGUAGAGCAACCAGUUGCUAGUGACAAGUUGAAAUUUGUUAAGUACCCUACUAGUAGUGAGAGCAAGCUGAAUGCUACUUUAUCUGGAACCCUUCCUAUGGGACAGACCCUGGAUUCCAAGGCCAUUGCAACUGCAGCAGCUGCUGCCGAGACGCUGGGUGCACCUCCAAUAGGUGUCACUUUAAGUCUGCCAGACGAUGUCCUGUAUAGCGAAGAGCCGCAGAUGGCUUACUGGUGUCCCGAGCGCAAGCAGUGGCGACUUGAUGGUUUUGUGGACAUUAAGUAUGAGGAAGAGACGAGGGUUUUAUCAUUCAAGACUAUAAAUAGCGGACCGUUUGCAUGUAUUCAGGAUAGACAUAUCAAUAUGCCAUUCCAAAAGUGGGAAAUACAUCCAAUUGAACUUAAUCAUGCAAAACUCAUAAUCAUUGCAGCCAUUAUUGAGGUGGAGAUCGAAAUCAAGGGAGAAUUUUGCUGUUUCCGCCAAACACAAGACUCGGAACCAAAUCGAGAAUUGGAAUCUGUGCAGAACAAGUGGAUGGCACCUCAGCAACUUAUAAAGACUCUGUUCAAUGUUGGUAUUAACCUUUUUCCGGAGUCAGAUUCUAAGAAAUACGUCAGUAUUCAGGAAAAGGACUUGGACAAUGAGUUUGCUACUUAUCGUCAGAUGGCACUGACAGCAUCACACUUUGCAUAUGCUUGGAGCAGAUGGAACUCGGAGGCUGGGAGAGACAAGAUCAUCCUACAGGGAUGUGAGCAGCUUGAUGAGUUCACACCACCGCACGACAAGUGGUCGGUGCUGAUGAUGUCCAGCCACCGUGCUAUGAAGCUGAAGAUUUCAGAAGAGGACGAUGAAUUUUCUGAAGAUUUUGCAGAAGGAACUCAGUUCCAUGCUGACUUGUACCACAUGGUAUGUGACCUGUCAACAGAUCCAGGCCUGGAAAAGAUGAGGCAAUCGGAUUUCAUGUUUAUUGAUGCUGUUAGUCAGUUACUGAAAGCCACUAAGUUACUGACAUAUGCCUAGUACUUAAAAUUGAACCCAAUCUCCCAAAAAAAUUCAGUCAAUGCUGCAUCUACCAUUCCACACUUCUUACAUUCCAAAAUCCCUAUCUUAAUUAAUAUGUUAAUUUGUGGAGCAAUUGUAAUACUCAGUGGUAAGUUUUUAAGGACUUUAACCUUUUAAUUAAUGAGUAAUUGUUUUUUAACUAAACUAAAUUUAUCCGUCUAUGUUUUCCAUGCCAGAGGUUUCACCUUGAAUACAUUUAUUUAUAUAAAAGAUUCAUUUGUUUGAAUAAUUACACUAUAUUCCUUAAAAAACAAUUCUUUAAUAGUUUGAAUAUAUUUGCUGUGUACAAUAAAAGUGAUUCUAAAUAUUGAAAUAAAGGCUCUGUAAUUAUGUAUGCAGGGGUCCCAAGUUGGAAGAACCUAUUUCCAGGAGAUUCGUUUUAAUGACAUUGGGGCGCUGUAUAUUCUAUGAGGAAAAAAUAUAGGUACCAAACGAGGGGCCAGGCCCACCAUGAUUGGGGCUGAAGUAAUGACAUUUUUUUAGAAUAAGUACCUUUAGAAUUCGGAAAUGGCACUGUCAGACUGCGAAAAAUAAUCGGCAACCAAAGUUUAUUCCUAAAUACAUGUAAAAGAUUUGUGCAUUUCCAGGAGAUUUUUGCUUGUUUGCAGGCGUGCGGGAGACCAUACCAAUUUCCGGGGGACCCCUGUGUAUGCAAGGCCAAAUAUAUUACCAUCAUCAUCCUAAAGCAAUAAAAAAUUAAUCAAAAUAAUGAA